AAGAGUCUGAACUGCUACUUGCUUUCAAGUCUCUAUAUUAAGUCAAUCUUCGUUGUCUUCUUCUCCAGCUGAUUCACUAAUGCCUCUCGCCUCUCUAUUUCUUCCUCUCAUCUCCCGUUGUUCUUGAUCGAACUGAUUUUGAUCCCCGGAGUCAGCAUUUCCGUCGAGUUCUUCAAUCGGCACUCGCAGCUUUUCCGAUCUCGGAUUCUCCGGUACAGAGUAAUAUACAUAAGUUCUUCAUAUCUUCUUCGAUCUUCUUCUUCUUCUUCUGCAAUUUCUUUUUUUUUUUUUUUUUUUUUUUUUAAUUUCGUUGAUUUGCGAUUUCAUAUUUUGUCGUUUCUAUAUCUCGAUCGGAGAUUCAGAUCUCUUAAAAGUGGAUCCUCUGUUCUUCUCUGUUCCUUAACGUUACCUUUAAAAAAAAUCUGGCAAGUAUGUAACUUGGGUUUUCAGUUUUAUUAAACAUUUCGAUUUAAAAAAAGAAAAAAAAAAAAGAUUUUUCAUUACUGUUAUUCUUAUAUGGUUUUGGAUUCUAUUAGUUUCUUAUUUUCUGUUUAAGCAGACUGGAUUCCUGUUUUCUUCCUGUUCCUUAGCAGAACCUUAAAAAAAAAUUCCAAAAAAUAUGUAAUUUCAGUCUCAAUCUGCUUUAAGGUUUUUUUUUCCCCCCAAAAAAAAAAAUCAUAAAAAAAAAAGAUUUUUACUCUAUGAAUAUAUGAUCUGUUUUCUCUGUAUCUUCAAGGAAUUGAACUCAAUUCCUCUUUAGUUACAGUCCGUUUUGAUUAAAAAAAAAAAAAAAAAAACUGCAAAAAGUAUGUAAAUUGAAAAUUCCUAAUCUCUGAGUCAGCCAUUUGAGAUUUUUUUAAAAAGAAAAAGAACAAAAAAAAGGAAGAGGAGGAGGAGGAAGAAGAAGAAAAGAAUGCCGGAAUUAGAAAAUGUUAAUUCGACGGAGUCGGCUCCGGCGACGCCAGGGACACCAGGGGGGCCACUGUUUUCAUCUCAGCGAAUAGACUCACUCUCCUACGAUCGGAAAUCGUCGAUGUCGAUGCCGAGAUGCAAGUGCUUACCUAUGCAGCCUUCUUCGUGGGGUCCACAGAACACAUGUCUCACCGACUUUCCCAAGCCUGACGUCUCUCUCACCAAGAAGUUAGGAGCUGAGUUCGUGGGGACCUUCAUUCUCAUAUUUGUAGCAACAGCUGGGCCAAUAGUAAACCAGAAGUACAAUGGAGCGGAGACCCUCAUAGGGAAUGCAGCAUGUGCUGGGCUUGCAGUGAUGGUUGUUAUCCUUUCCACUGGCCACAUCUCAGGGGCACACCUUAACCCAUCUCUCACCAUUGCCUUUGCUGCACUUCGUCACUUCCCUUGGGUCCAGGUCCCAGCUUACAUUGCAGCUCAGGUAUCAGCAUCCAUCUGCGCCUCUUUUGCCCUCAAGGGUGUGUACCACCCUUUCAUGUCUGGUGGUGUCACUGUCCCCUCCGUAACUGUUGGCCAAGCCUUUGCCAUUGAGUUCUUCAUCACCUUUAAUCUCUUGUUUGUGGUCACUGCUGUUGCCACGGAUACUCGGGCGGUUGGAGAAUUGGCAGGGAUAGCCGUUGGGGCAACAGUUAUGGUUAACAUUUUGAUAGCCGGGCCUACAAGUGGUGGUUCAAUGAAUCCAGUAAGAACCCUAGGACCUGCGGUUGCAGCUGGUAAUUUCAGAUCAAUUUGGGUUUAUCUUAUAGCACCAACUCUCGGAGCCUUGGCUGGUUCUGGCGCCUACACUGCUGUGAAGUUGCAAGAACAUGAGAUUGACCCGCCAGUAACACCUCGAGCUAGAAGCUUCCAUUAAUGGAUGCUACCUAGUCCUGUUCCAUUAAAAAUCCAGUAUAGAUCUAGAGGUUGCCAUGGGAAUGCUUUAGUGUUUUCACUAUAUGUGCUUGCACUUCUUUCUUCUUAUACAUAAGGAAUUCAACAAUAUAAUAAGGCUGGGGCAGUGAGGAUGCCAAGGAUAUCAAGUCCAGUAAGGACUUUCUUGCAUUAGUAGUGGAAAGAGUGAAUGUGUGUGUUUUUUCUUGUAUGAUUGUAGCAUCUUAUUAUGUUAUUUGCGUGCAUAGAUACAUAUAUAAAGUGAGUUUUAAGGUUUGUCUAAA
This is a messenger RNA of Macadamia integrifolia, 2123 nucleotides long. RefSeq names its product probable aquaporin NIP5-1. Gene Ontology annotation, molecular function: channel activity. Gene Ontology annotation, cellular component: membrane. The record is from RefSeq and is a predicted model, not a curated record. Bases 914 to 1822 code for a protein of 302 amino acids. NCBI's taxonomy places the organism in Eukaryota, Viridiplantae, Streptophyta, Magnoliopsida, Proteales, Proteaceae. Gene Ontology annotation, biological process: transmembrane transport. The transcript has 4 exons.